Molecule: messenger RNA, 1766 nt
Organism: Arachis stenosperma
Lineage: Eukaryota; Viridiplantae; Streptophyta; Magnoliopsida; Fabales; Fabaceae
Product: protein IQ-DOMAIN 9-like
Exons: 6
Coding region: 414-1325 (303 amino acids)
Molecular function (GO): protein binding
Source: RefSeq, a predicted model, not a curated record
UAUGCAUUCUUCAUUCUUCUCCUUCCCUGAAUUCCUUUGGUUCAUGACAUUUUCACAUAAGAAAAAAAGUUUGUUUUUUUUUUCUUAUUUUUAAUUGUAGUUUUGUCAAGUUCAACGUCAGAGACAAGGGAACUAAAGCUGGUAUUGGGCCAUGGCAAUCCACAUUCCACACCAACCCUUUUAUUCUCUUUUCUGACCCUUCUCUCUCUCCUUUUCUUCUUUCUUACUUCUACUCUAAAACUCAUAUCAUUUUGCUACACACAUAACUUGUUUGGCCAGUUCAGAAAAAAAAAGGAAGGGUCCUCCUUUCAACACUUUCCACUUUCUUCUAGUCUGGAAUAUGCUAAUGACUUGUAUUUAUAAAAAUACUCCCAGGAGUAUGUUGAUCUGAGACAAGUUAUCAUACAUCAAGAAUGGGUUCAGGCGAUUGGUUUAAGACAUUAAUUUCAAGAAAAUCAAAAGAAAGAAAACCCAAGAAAGGAAAGAGACAGGGUACUUUAGCUUCAGUGAAAUUAAGUGCACUGAACUCAAAUGAUUGUACAAGAAGAGACUCUAGUGACUUAGCAAAUGGUGCUAAAGCUGAAAAUAUUGGGUCAGUUGAAACUAUUGCUGCAACAAGAAUCCAGACUGCAUUCCGGGCUCAUAAGGCUAGAAAGGCUCUUCGCCGCUUGAAAGGGAUCACAAAACUGCAGAUUGUAACACAAAGUUACUCGGUUAAAAAGCAAGCCAAUACUGCUAUAACUUACCUUCAUUCAUGGAGCAAGAUACAGACUGAGAUUAGAGCUCGAAGAAUCUGUAUGGUGACUGAAGACAGGAUCAGGCGGAAGAAACUAGAAAAUCAGCUUAAACUUGAGGCAAAGCUGCAUGAUCUGGAGGUUGAAUGGUGUAGUGGUUCUGAAACCAUGGAGGAGGUUGUUGGAAGGAUACAUCAGAGAGAAGAAGCAGCUGUUAAGCGUGAAAGAGCUAUGGCAUAUGCCUUUUCUCAUCAGUGGAGGGCCAACUGUAGUCAGAGCCAAGGGCUAGGAAGCUGUGAACUUGGUAAAGCUAAUUGGGGUUGGAGCUGGAAGGCACGCUGGAUCGCUGCUCGGCCGUGGGAAAGCCGUGUUGCCACCAUGUCCAGUGAUGCAAAGAAAGCUCAGAAUAAGAAGGAUAAGAAGACAUCACCACCAAAACCACCUGUUUUGGCAAAACCAGCUUCCACCAAUCCAAAAGGGACCCCUCCUUUGGCAAAUGCUAAAGGGUCUGCAAAAGCUAGGAGAUUGUCAUACCCAACAACAGAAAAAACUGUAACUGUGGUGCAGAAAAGUGCAGUGAGUUCUCACUAGUGGUUGCUAAGGCAAAGCGUGCAAGCUCUAAGUAUCAAGCCUAUUGAAAUUGAGCUGUUUAAAAUUGAGUUCAAUUUGUUGAAGUGCAUUAAGUGAAAGUAAAAAAAGCUAUGUUAUUUAUUCAUUGGAUUGCUUCAAUUUGUGCAUAUGAAAAAGUGACAAAUUCAGAACAAUAUGGAGAAUAAGUUAAUGGACCAGCAUUUGGGUGUGGUUUGUUGAUUGCUUUUCCUUUUGUUUAUCUUUCUCAGUCUUGUAUAUUCAACCAAGAGACAGAUUGUAGAUAGGAACAGUAUCUGAUAUUCCCCCAUCUGCUGUUGUAAUAUAAAAAUUUUAAGAUGGGACCAUUGUUAGUUUGGUUUAUUAUUACCAUUUUCAGAUGUGCUUAUCUUACAUGUUGGUUCCAUUUUUGUGAUACACAGUGUUAUAUUAUGUUACAUGCCA